AUGUUUUUCACUGUAAUUCAUCUUCAUACAAUUCUGUCAGUAUUCAGGGCAUCUAGCAGUUACAGCAGCACAGGUUCCAAGAAUAUGGGAAUAUGUCGCGCGAAAGGCAGUGAUCCUUUGCUUCUGCUUUCCAAUCGGGCGGCCAUUCGUCGAUUUGAUCUUGUCACAAAUAAAUACGAGCCGCUUGUCGCUAAGCUCGAUUCCGCUGUUGCGAUGGAUUUCUUACACAGGAACGAUACGCUGAUAUGGUCGGACGUUUCGCAGGAGAAGAUAAUGAUCUGCCACCUGGGCAAAGGCCUUAAGUCGUUGCAAGAUGUCCGUGGUUGCGCUGAAGGCGAGCAUAACAUAACGCUUGUUGAUAAGGAUGUCUCAACACCGGAUGGCUUGGCUGUUGAUUGGGUGCAUCAGCUGUUGUUCUGGACCGAUACGGGGCUGGACCAGCGUCGGACACUGUUUGCUGAAGGUUUGGAUGAGCCACGAGCCAUUGCUGUGGAUCCACUGAGGGGGCUGAUUUUCUGGACAGACUGGGGUGCUAGUGCACGCAUUGAACGAGCUGGAAUGGAUGGCAACAAUCGAACGACGAUUAUUUCGGGUGAAAUGAUCAAAUGGCCGAAUGGACUAGCGCUGGACAUUCUGGAGCAAAGGGUAUACUGGGCGGAUGCUAAAGUGAAGUUGAUCAUGUCGUGCGACUACUGGGGUCAGCAUAUCCGGCUGGUACUGCGUUCGCAUGAACGUGUCAAGCAUCCCUUCUCAUUGACUGUCUUCGAGGAACGGCUUUACUGGACCGACUGGGAUCAGGAAGGAGUUCUCACGGCCAACAAAUUUACCGGCAGUGAUUUCAAAACAGUUAUGAAUGGCGUUUCGGGUCCUAUGACGGUGAGGGUAUAUCACGAACUGGCUCAACCCGAUCAUCCAAAUAAAUGUGCCAAUCAUGAAUGUGAACACAUGUGCCUUCCAAGAGCUCACAUAGGCGCAAGCAAAGAUGCAAGACUUCUGCUGAAAGGCCGCCCUUACACCUGUGCUUGCAUGAACGGUUUCGUGAUUAGCCUGGAAAAUCAAAACUACUGCGUUCUGGAAUCGGCCAAAAAUGAAGGUAAUUUUAUGAAUUCUGAAGACGUCAAGUUUCUCGAGUGUGUCUGA
Messenger RNA from Gongylonema pulchrum, 1140 nucleotides. Lineage: Eukaryota; Metazoa; Nematoda; Chromadorea; Rhabditida; Gongylonematidae. The record is from the annotation of a GenBank genome assembly.